Molecule: messenger RNA, 5364 nt
Organism: Drepanopeziza brunnea f. sp. 'multigermtubi' MB_m1
Lineage: Eukaryota; Fungi; Ascomycota; Leotiomycetes; Helotiales; Drepanopezizaceae
Cellular component (GO): cytosol
Molecular function (GO): iron ion binding; FMN binding; aromatase activity
Source: RefSeq, a predicted model, not a curated record
AUGACAACUCCAAUCCCAGGCCCACCAGGUCUCCCCUUCGUAGGCAACAUCAAUGACCUCGAUCCCGAAGGCUCCAUCGCCAGUCUCUCACGGUUGGCAGAAACAUAUGGCAAGCCCCCUCGCUCCAUCUUCAAGCUCACUCUGGGCGGCAAUGAGCGUCUCUUUAUCUCGACUCACGAACUGAUGGACGAGGUCUGCGAUGAGAAACGCUUUACAAAGAUGGUUUCCGGGGCCUUGGAACAGGUCCGCAAUGGCGUGUCGGACGGCCUCUUUACAGCACAUACGCAUGAGCAUAACUGGGAAGUGGCACAUCGAGUCUUAAUGCCUGCGUUUGGUCCGAUCAAUAUCCGCAGCAUGUUUGACGAGAUGCACGAUGUUGCUUCUCAAUUGGUCGUCAAGUGGGCGAGAUUCGGCCCCAGGCAGAGAAUCAACGUCACGGACGACUUUACGAGGCUGACGCUGGACUCCAUCGCUUUGUGUGCGAUGGACACGCGCUUCAACAGCUUCUACCACGAGGAGCUGAACCCCUUCGUCGACGCUAUGUUGGGAUUACUGCAGGAAUCUGAAGCGAGAUCAAGGAGACCGGCUGUUGCGAACUUUUUCUACCGAUCCGCCCAGCAGAAAUAUGACGCCGAUAUUGCGCUGUUAAAGAGUGUGGCAGCAGAGGUUGUGAAGGAAAGGCGAUCGGCGCCGAAUGACAAGAAGGAUCUGCUCAAUACCAUGAUUAAUGGGCGGGAUCCAAAGACCGGGGAAGGCUUGACAGAGGAGAGGCAUGAGACUACCAGCGGACUGAUAUCCUUCCUCUUUUACUUCCUGGUCAAGAAUCCAGCAGUAUACCAGACGGCCCAACGCCAAGUCGACGAAGUUAUUGGGCGCGGUCCUAUUACCGUGGACCACAUGUCGAAACUCCCGUACAUCGAAGCAUGUUUGCGGGAGACCUUGAGACUCACCCCAACUGCGCCGGCCUUCACGCUGCAGGCUCGAACAGAUACUCCUGACGAGCAUCUAAUCCUCGGCGGAAAAUACGAGAUCAAGAAGGGCCAGUCUAUCGUCGCUCUACUUGGAAAGAUCCACACAGACCCCGCGGUCUUUGGGGAGGACGCACAGUCAUUCAAACCAGAAAGGAUGCUCGCCGAAGAGUUCUCCAAGUUACCGAAGAAUGCAUGGAAGCCAUUCGGAAACGGCUUGCGUAGCUGUAUUGGUCGCCCAUUUGCAUGGCAAGAGGUAAUUCUGACUACUGCGAUGCUCCUCCAAACAUUCAAUUUCAGAUUCGAGGAUCCGAGCUACCAGCUCGCAAUUAAACAGACUCUUACGCUCAAACCAAAGGACUUGUUCAUGCACGCUUCUCUCCGUGAGCACAUUGAUGCCAUGCACAUUGAGAAAAUGCUUCACGUGCAGUCGUCGAUGCAGAGCCUUUCAACAGAGAAGAAUGUAAAGAUGCAUCAGGCAUCGGCAGCGGCUCGACCAAAGAAACCCAUGUCGAUUCUGUACGGAUCGAAUGCUGGGACCUGUGAAGCGCUCGCCCAAAGUUUAGCAAGAGCUGCUUCUGGGCGCGGAUACGCCGCGCAAGUUGAGCCCUUGGACAGCGCGGUUGAUCGGGUGCCCAAGGCUCAGCCCGUCGUGCUCAUCUCGUCUAGUUAUGAAGGGCAGCCUCCAGACAAUGCAGCACACUUCUUUGAGUGGCUGCAGAGCUUGGAGGGGAAUGAUAAGCUGAAGGGGGUAAAGUAUGCUGUGUUUGGAUGUGGCAAUCAUGAUUGGGUCUCUACCUUCCAUCGGGUCCCCAAACUGCUGAAUUCUGGAUUCGAAGAAAAUGGUGCGUCUAAGAUCACCGAGAUGGGACUUGGUGAUGUUGCGGCUGGUGACAUUUUCAAUGAUUUCGACAAAUGGCAAGAUGAGUACCUGUGGUCUGCUCUCGGAGGCGAUGCAGAAGCCGAGGAGGAGACCAGCUUGGAGCUUGAAAUUGACACCGGAAAUAGAAGUUCCAGGUUACGGCAGGAUGUGAAGGAGGCAGUGGUUCUGAGCAACGAAAUCUUGACCAAGCCCGGAGUUCCGGAGAAGCGACACAUUACUUUAAACUUACCUACUGGAAUGACUUACAAGGCUGGCGACUACAUUGCUGUCCUUCCGAUGAAUAAUGCUAGUACCGUCCGCCGGGUUUUGAAAUGGGCGCACUUGCCCUGGGAUACGAUGUUGACGAUCAAGAGCGGAGCGAGCACUACGUUGCCAACAGGGCAUCCAAUUUCGGCCAUGGACGUCUUGACAAUGUAUGUCGAGCUCAGUCAGCCUGCAACUCGCAAGAACAUCGCUCGAAUUGCCGCAUCCUCCCCUGACGAAGCCGUACGUGCCAAGAUCCUCGAUCUCGCCGCGAAAGACUUCGAAGAGGAAAUCCUUAACAAGCGAAAAUCGCCACUCGAUAUCCUUGAAGAAUACCCUUCGGCCGUACUUCCAUUGGGGGACUUCCUUGCCAUGCUUCCACCUAUGCGCAUCCGCCAAUACUCCAUCUCCUCGUCGCCACUUGCCGACCCAACAAUCGCUACAUUGACUUGGGCAGUGUUGGACACUCCAUCCAAGGCAGCAGGCGGUAAGCGCUUCUUGGGCGUGGCUUCGAACUACAUGUCUGGCCUGGAAGAAGGCGAUCGAAUCCAUGUUGCUGUCAAGCCCAGCCAUGGCCUCUUCCACCCACCCGCGGAUCUGGAGGGUACGCCUGUCAUCAUGUUCUGCGCAGGAACGGGUCUCGCCCCAUUCCGAGGCUUUGUCCAAGAACGGGCGAUACAAUUCCAAGGUGGUCGGAAACUCGCCCCCGCGUAUCUGUUUAUCGGCUGUGCCCACCCAGAGAAAGACUGCCUAUUCAGCGAAGAACUUAGGCAUUGGGAGGAAGCUGGAGUAGUCAAGACUUUCUACGCGUACUCUCAGUGCAGCGAGAGCAGCAAAGGGUGUCGGUAUGUCCAAGAUCGGUUGUGGGAGGAGAGGGUGGAAAUGGUAAAAGCCUUUGAGGAGGGCGCGAAACUGUUCGUUUGCGGCAGUAGUCGAGUCGGAGAGGGAGUUGCAGCGAUGACAAAGAAGAUUUACAUGGAAGCUGCUGAGGCUCUGGGUAAGCCGAAGACAGAUGAGGAGGUUGAGCAGUGGUGGGCGGGAAUCAAGGGUGAGAGAUCACGUCGCGAAGCUUUUCAUGCCGAAAACUCAAUUUAUUAUUACCAUCGUAUCUCAAACCACAUCCGCACGCAGAUAGAUAACCAUGCCGGCGUGUACCGGUAUCCACGCAUUCACGCAUCGCCAACCACGACUGCGGUCCACGACCGAAGUCCAAGGGGCAGGCGCGGCUAUAUCAUGAGUAGCGGCCGCGGUGACAACCACGGCCAUGGACGCGACUUGAAGAUCAAGGCUUCACUCGAAGCCAUUUCGCUUGCGAGAGCCACUACAGACGGAUUGUCGUGGUCUCGAAGGCCUCCCAGGAGACUGUCCCGGGCUCGAAGUGGUCCGUUACAAAGAAUGAGAUCCUGCUCGAGAUGUGUGAGGAUCAGCUGGCGCGCGAGUAACAUGAUCCCGUGGCUGUGGUCCCAUGGCCGACUCUCUGGGAGGCCAUCUCCUCCCGGCUGGGGGACGUCGGGUACCGUCGAUCGCCGCAGGCCUGUGCUGAUUGCUGGUGCCGAGUCAAGAGGCUUAAGAAGAGGGCUGUUCCUAAGGAGGAUGCUGCUGGCGUGUGAAAUGGAUAAAGGCCAACACCAAUUGUCCUCAAAUACCUCUCCUGGGUCAAAUUUCAACGAGUCUCUCGAUGCACCUACUCCCACUGGCAGCUUGAAGCGGAAGCCCUCUAGACUCGACUGUAGAGAAAGUACCCUCUCCAUCUGCGAAGAUAAUAUCGGAGUACAGGCUCGAGAUGAUCAUCCAUCCAAGAGGAUACGUCUAGAGCCCGAGUAUGCUCGGCAUUGUUCUGGGGAAGCUCGAACACACGUUUCGUCGUCUUCGGCACGAAUGUUGCCUAUCCAGUCUGACCGUCCGGAAGACGGAGAAUUUGGGCAGUCUAUUGGCUCGCCGACUGACGCCUCACGCAACUCCUCGAGGGCCGAUUCCUCGGAAAGUCGAGAGACUGCAGCCACUUCCACUUCGUCACACGGGACCGUCGUCUCUUCUUUUUCUGCGGCCGACAAGCCGGGUGGUUCUGCCCUGCCAAUCCCCGACCAGGCACUUAGCUCCGAGGAAAUCACAUCUGAGAAGGAGCCUGAUCUUCAGCAUUCGAUGGUGAAUGAAUUGCCUUCAUUCCAGGCACCUGUCUCAGGGGCAUUGGGGCACCCGGUCAACACCGGGCCUCGCCUCCUAUCGAAUACGUCGAUACCCACCGUAAUGAGUGCAGGUCCAUCUGUGAAUCCACCACCCCUUUCCCAGACUUCUGGUCCCUCACUUGCAAGCGAAUCUACUCCUGGCAGCGAAAGAGAAGUAAUCUCACGUAAGGCCAACACAUACCAAGCGCAGAUCGACAGCUUGAAUCGCGACGUCACAGCACGUCUACAAAACAUCUGCCAUAUUGACCAACGCGUAGAAGCGAUUACGAAGAAGCAAAGGGAUCUGCACCAUGAGAGGGAUGAGCUGAUCAGGCAGACGAUAAUGGAGAUUGAAGCUAGCAAAGACGUGGAGCUAGAAGCUAUGGAAAGGAGCAGCGAUGAGCUAAAGAAGAGAAAGAAGUCUUUUGGGCAUAUUCAGGCGCUCAUUAAUGGCAUGACGAGCCGAAUAGAAUCGAACGCCUCCGCAGAAACGGCGGCUCAAGUUAAACCAUUCCCGCGUCGAGGCCCGCUUCGCGUCGUGGUACUCGACCCCCACGGAACUCGUGACGUGGAUGCCGGCAUAGGCCAACUCCUCCUCGGAAGAGUUCAUCGUGUCUCCCAUUCCCGGCGUCGUCAGCCUCAGCUGGCUGGGCCCCUUGCUGGCCGAGAUCCGACACAUGCUCGUCGUGGCGAGGAAGCGGCCCUUGCUCUGCGGGCGGCCGGUCAGGUUCGCCAUGAUGUGGUUCCCGUUGUGGUCGGCCGAGCUUUGCUUGCUCCCGGUCCUGCCUGCGGUGGCGCCGCGACUGGUGGCGAAGAAAAUCUUGAGGGAGGGUACGUUGGCGGCCAUGAUGGCGACCUCGAGCUCGAUGCAGGAGACGAUGAUGAUCUUGCCGAGGGAGUGCGUGAAGUCGGUGAACUUCUGGAACUCGAGGAGGACAGUGAGGCGCAGGACGGAGAUGACGACGACGAUGCCGCCCAGGGAGAUGAUGGAGAGGAGCUGCAGCCGCUUGCGCAAGGAGAGCUGGACCAUCCAGAGGGGCUUGAUAGGGAGGACGAGGAUCACGAUGUCCAUGAAGAUGUUCUGGCCGUUUUCAAGAAUCGUUAG